UUUGGUUUGAGGUUGGUUCAAUCAAAAUAUCGAACCAGGUUCUUCUCCUCCUCCUCCCCUUUGUUUGUAUAUUGUUUCUUCGUUUACUGUCUGCAAUGAUGUAAUUGAUUUUAGCAUUUCACAUCAGGUUGAGUUCAUGGCAGAAGCCGAAAUGGUGGAGAUUGUUCCCAAUAUGAACCCGCUCAAUUUCAUCGCUGGGGAUUAUGGUCGGUUCGUUCCUCAGAUUCCAACGCAAGUGCCUCUGCUUGCAGUGGCACUAAAGAGGAGAGGCAAAUGCACUCUCCGCCUUCCGGCGUGGUUGUCUGUUGGUAACAUAAAAAAAUUUCACAUUUUUUGCAGAUAACUUUUGAAUGCAAAUGGAAAUUAUAUCAUAUGUGUACUAAUUAUUUUUAACUGUACUUUUACCUCUGUGAACUUGGACAAUUUGACUCAGAUUGCUAGACUUCUUUUUGAUCAUGCACGUCAUGAUAUUCCAGACAUGUAUAUGGUGAGAUCACUAGUCGAGGACAUCAGAGAUGUGCGGCUUCACACACUCGAGACUAACUUGGGAAUUCAUUCAUUUGUAGGUACAUCUGCAGUGAAGAUGCCUAAUGUAUCGGCAAUGGAAGUGAACCUAGUCCGCCUAUUUGUUAGAAGAGCCUUAGAAGAGUUUUAUAAGCAUGACAAGACGGAGGCUGAUGCAGACGCAGACACUAGAAGGAGUAGUAGACAACCCCGUGAAGCUAACAAUGAACCAAGGAGACCUCUAAGGCAACGCUAAGGAGCUUCGAAAUCUUCUGCGCCAAUAGUUGUGGAGCUCCCUGGGAAUUGAGAACAUCAACAGUAUCGACCUCUGUGUCUUCCUAUUUGCCUUGUUUCUCUUGUUCGGUUACAUACUCCGAUAUUUAUCUAGCAUCCUUGUACUUAUGAGUGGUUCUGAGUAUGAUACUCAGUAGAGUUAGAUUCUGGUGUGACUAGUUCACUUAUGAAAAUGUGUAACAGUAGACGAAAUCCAUAUUGAUUCAAGUGAAGUAUAUGGGAUAAGCUAAUGUCAGAGCAAUAUCUAUGAACAGCCAAUGUAUUUGAAAAGUUUAUCAACCCUGGUGCAUGGAUCUACUACCAUUGAACUAAUGAUGAACUUACAAUGUGAUUUGUGAGUAUUCUAAUAAAUGCUCCCCUAUAUUUGCCAAUAUAAGCUACAUCAGGGACAGGUCAAAGUGACAAUUGGUUCCCAACUCGCCUUGUGUGUUAUGAUCCCAUCCCAUAGAAAGAAUGAACACAACUCAUGUGUUUCAAUAUCUCAGGCUAAGAGCAACUAAUGGUAAUCACACUAACACCUAAUAAUAUUUCAGUAUAAUGGAUUGAUAAACUCAAAAACCUUGCAAAGAUUGUAUAAAGAACCACAAAGAAGUCAUAAGAUUCAUUGAUGUUUUAAUAAGUAGCACUAUCAAGCUUUAGCUCUAUCAACAGAGAAUCCAUAAGAUAAUCAAAAGUAAAAACAUAGUCUUGACUCCAAAUUAGCAACUAACUGUAUAUAACUUAUAAUUAAAGCCUAAAACGACGUCGCUGAACUUGAACAUGCAUCUGCAAUUAGGGUUUGGAUGCAUCGUCCUGAGUCCCAGAGCCUUGACCUGUUUCACUUUUAUACAUCUCGAGUUGCUUCUGAAGUUUCUUCAUCUCCUCCAUCGCUGCCAUAAUCUCCACCGGAUCCUUCGAAUUAAGCAGCUUCUCAUCUUCCCACCAGUAAUACUUACACCAAUCCUCAUCCUCCUCUUCGUCCUCCUCUUCGUCGUCGUCCUCUGUUACCGGAACAGGAGGAGCAGAAUCCUUGAGGAACUGUCGAACAACUCCUUCCGCAGACGGAUACCCGAACGAUUGCAUCACCACGUUCGAUUCGGAGGCGGGAGGUUUGAUGAGGAUCGCGAUUCUCUGUGAAGGAUCUUCCGCGACGAGUUUCGCUGCUUCGCGGAACAGAUCGUCGCGCAGCUCCGCGAAUCCUUUCUUCUUCUUCUCGACAUUGGCACUACGUAGCUCUGAGAAAUUAGCGGUGGGUCGCGAUACUUUCCUCUUCUUCCUCUCUUCCUUGCCUUUCUUCUUCUCUGACUUCACCAUUUCCGUCUCGCUCUUUCGUUUCGAUUUUCACAGAUAUGUCUGGCUGCUUUUUGUUUUUGCUUUAUAUAGACGCCAGUAAACCGACUUCAAGUGAGAAAAGCCCAUCGUAAUCGACGAUGCUUCUCCACGUGUACGGUGGAGAUGAUCUUUUUUUUUUUGAACAAACCCAUUCAAAUAAUAAUUAGGAACUAAAAGUCUUAAGAGAAAUUGCAUUGCAUAUACAAACAUAACCCCUUAAUUUGCAGCGAUGGAAAGUAUACUUUUUUGAUGUCGUGUAUUUUCGUAUUGUCCAUACUGUCCCUAUUUAUAUUUUCAAAACUAUCUGGUCUAUAUAUAUUUACAACGCAUGAGAAACUGUGUUGUGUCAGGAGAAGCACGAUAAUCGAUACAUGCAUUCUCUAGAAACUGACUCUCUUCAUCUCCCUUCUCCCCCCAAAUUAUUUUCUUAUCUGUGUCAGGAAAGUGAUUUGCAUUUUCCCAGAAAAAAAAAGCUUCUCUUUUGUUCUCCGUUUUCUUAGCAUUUUCCUGAAGCCAUGAAGAAUGAAUCGAAUCUCAGAAAAAAAACUGUUACUUUAGCCCUUUUAAUUUUAAAGGUAGAUCCUUGCUCUCGUUUUGUUUUUUUUUGUUUUUCACUUUACUGAUAAGGUUUCUGAGUUUAUUCAUCUGCUUUGCUUUAUGUUCGUCUUCAGUCUCGUAGGAAUCUACACCUUUUGCUUAGUUCUUCUGUGGAUUUUGUUUCAGAUAAAUAUUUUGUUUCAUUGCUUUGCAACUUCGGAGCAGAGGAGGAUCUUCUUCUUAUCAUGUUUUUUGUUGCCAAAGAUGUUUGUAUCCUGUGAUAUAUGUGAAGUAAAAUAUGCAUCUCUAGAAACAUGAGUUUUGCCAUUUCAAAAUAAAGACAGUCAAUUGUUCAAAUAGCCGUAUAACACAAAUCUUAAAACCAGCUAAACAUUGAGUGUACGGUUAUGUCGGAGGAUAACUUUGCUAACUUAUGAUUGAUGUUCUCAAAAAAUUUAACCAUUCACGUUUUUAUAUAGAUCGUACGUGGACUAUUUUAAAUUAUAUAUUUUUAUAAAAAAAUAUAUUCUUCUAGUGUUCAAAUAGCCGGUAAACAAAGCUAUUGUUAGCAAAUCACUGUUUAUAUACAUUGUUAGCCAGCUAAAGUAACAAAUAUAUUGCCUGAAAAGAUUUGAUUUGAAUAUGUAAAAAUAUUGAGCAUGUGAUGGUCUAUUUCUGAUGGUUUCAUUUGCUUUGUAACUUCAGAGCAGAGGAGCAUCUUCUUCUUAUCAUUUUUUUUGUUGCCAAAGAUGUUUGUAUCUGUGAUAUAUGUGAAGUAAAACAUGCGUCUCUUGAAACAUGAGUUUUGCCAUUUCAAAUUAAAGACAGUCAAUUGUUCAAAUAACCGUAUAACACAAAUUUUAAAACCAGCUAAACAUUGAGUGUACGGUUAUGUCGGAGGAUAACCUUGCUAACUUAUGAUUGAUGUUCUCACAAAAUUUAACCAUACAUGUUUUUAUAUAGACCGUACGUGGACUAUUUUAAAUUAUAUAUUUUUAUAAAAUAAAAUAUUUUUUUAGUGUUCAAAUAGCCGGUAAACAUAGCUAUUGUUAGCAAAUCACUGUUUAUAUAUAUUGUUAGCCAGCUAAACUAACAAAUAUAUUGCAUGAAAAGAUUUGAUUUGAAUAUGUAAAAAUAUAUUUGUUGGCCGGCUAAACAAACAAAUGUUAACCGGCUAAACUAACAAAUACGUAAACAUUAGUAACUCAUGUUAGAUGGUUAAUUAUUAUAUUAUCUUUUCGUAUCUAACAGAUCUCCAUAAGGAUACCAAGACGAACUGGAUAAAGAAAAUCUGCUUUGAAAAUACAGAACAGUAAUGUGAUGCGAGACUAUUAGUUAGUGUGAUCAUAAUCUUUUGAUGUCAUUCGAAACCUUAAGGUUUGAGAAAAAAGCGAUAUCGGAGGUUUUGUGGUGAGAGAGAGAACAAGAAAUUUUGAAUAAAAUAAUACUUUUUGAAAGAAGGAGAUUAGAAAGCUCAUGUGUAAAAUGGAGAAAAAGAGAGAAAAGUAAGCGAGAAGAGAGAGAGAAAACAAAAUAAUAAUUUGUAUAAAAUAGUAUUUUUUGAAUAUAGACCCAAACAAUUAUAAACGGUCCGCUGUAUAUAUAUGUUUCCUAAUCAUUACUUGCAUGCCAUAACUGCAAAACCCUUUCUGCUUCUCGGUGUAAAAAGAAUAGCUAUAGGGUUAUCAAUGUCUUUUCUCACCUAUCGAAGCUGGGCCUUACUUCUGGGCUGUACAUUUUUCCAUUUCCGCAAAUUCUCACUCUUUCUAUAUUUACGGUGCAAAUCGCUCAAGUCUUAAUCAAAUUCGGUUUAAAUCUGUGAUGUGACGUCUGUGAAUAAUGUUUUAAUUUUUUUUUCAUAUUUAUCUCUACAAAAAUAAAAUAAAAUAAAGUACUUUUAUGAACAAAAUAAGGGAAAAAAUAAUUGAGAGUGUUUUAGGAGUACUUUAACAUUUAAAAAUGGAAAAUUUCCAUAUUAAUAUACAACUUUUAAUUAUGAUUUCCAACUUACUAAUACACAGAGAUUUAAAGUAAACGAUCGACCUAAUUUUUUUGGUUUUUUAAUAUAUUUACUAAAUUCCGCGAAAGCUAUUUAUUUCGAAUCGUUAACAUGAUUGUCGAUUCUGUAGACACAGUAAACAAAAAAGUUAAAUAAUUGUUUAGAGCUAAACCAUGGUAAGUAAACUAACUAUACACUGUAAAAUUCUCAAAUGAUAUCGGCGUCUAGUUGGCCUAGUGGUAAAGAGGUUACGGCUGUAACUACUGAUACACAGAUUCAAUUUGCAGUGGGAGAAACUAUUUACAAAGUUUGGGUUUCCUCUAAAGAGAUAAAGUCACCUUUUUAACCAAUUAUUCAUCCUUUAUCAAUUAAAAAUUACCUUCAAUAAGGCUUUUUCAGAGGAACAAAAAACAGUUGGAUCAAACUACUACAAGUUGAGGAGAUGUGUGACAAAGUAGAUGAUGAGCCUGGUAGUUGUUUUCCCUUCAAGAGUUAAGACAGUAGAAGUAGCAGAUGAUGGAGAGAUUAUGAUAAUGCUUGUAAACUGAGUCUGCAAAUAUAGAGCUACACUGAGUAGUAGUAUGCUGUAUGCCUGUACCAGACGCAGAAUGGUAACUCAUAGUGGAAUCAAUAGUGAGAUCCCAUGUGACCAGAUGCAACUGCCUAGAUCUAGUUUAUCUACUUAUCACUAAUUAGUGUUCCUUUAGCUAGGUACAAAGUCCGAAUCUCUACUAGUGACCAAAUAAAUACUCUAUUAUCCUUUAAAGAGACUACACGCAGCCCACAUGGAUAGAGAUAGGACCAAGUCGAAAUGCUUAGAGCAGCUCCAUCGGGAGCUCUAGCAAGGGGUUUCAAAAAAAUAAAGGCCCAAAAAUAAAUGAAAAAUAGAAAGAAAGAAGAGAACCGGUAAUUAACUUGGCAUUUUUAGGAUUUGUUAGAACCGCUACGUGGUUAUUUUUAAUUGGACAGAUUCUACUACUCUCUCUCUCCUUCUUCGGGGUUUCCGUCGAAACCCAUAUUUUUUUUUCUUUCUUCCUCUUUCACUACAAGAAAAGAUGGAUAUUGUGACUAAUUUUUGUGUCAAAAUAGUUUGUCACAAUAUUGUGACGAAUUGUUAACUAACUUGUGACCAAGUUAUUACGUUACUAAAUGGUAACUAUUUAGUCAUAAUAUUGUGACUUAAUUUUAAGUAACAAAAUAAUGUCACAAAUGAUGAAGAAUUAGAGACAAACAACUUGUCAUAAAUAUUGCUAUAAAUUAUGCGAGCAAAAUGUUAUUAAUUUUACAAUUUCAAUGUCUGUAAUUAUGCCAUCAACGUAACCGUUAUGAAAAAGAAAAAAACUCAUCAUGUUUUAUGACUAUUUUUAGUUACAAUGAAAGCACGUGAGUAUUUAAAAAUAUAUCAUACUCAGAAAAAAAAAUUCUCUUAAUUUCAAAAUUAAGCCAUUAUCUCUAUCUUUAACAUAAAAACAUGAUUUUCUCUGAAAUAGUGACCAAAACUCAAUUCUAAACAUGCAUAUAACUUAUAUAAAAUCAGAUUUGAAAAUUCAUAUAAGAAAUUAAAUGUUGACAAGAAAAUAUAAUCAUAUAAAAAGUUCAUAUUUAAACUACAAAUUUUCAUUGUAUGCAUGAACUUUUAUAGCCUAGCUAUUAAACUUAAGUACAUAAGUUUGAAAAUGAUUCUCCAGUUGUGAAUGUCGAUUCUGUUCAAGUCGAGACGUUAACAAAUCUACAUGGCCAAGCAGAGUACCUUGAUGAUGUGAGUGAUCAUAAUGAUAAAUCUUGGAUCAGAUGAGGAAGAUGGAAAUUCAGAUAUUGAAGUUUCGGAACAGAGUCUGAUUAAACUGGUCGUUGUUUGUGUUUUAUUUUGAUUCAAGAUUUAUAUUUCAGCAUUUUUUUUUUACUUAAACCCCUAUUUAACUUAAUAUUUUUUGUUGCGUUCAUUCUGUUAAACAACGAUUCUUGGAAAUGAUGGAUUGCAACAAAGGUUAUAUCGUUAGUUGGACUAAUGGAUUGCCACGUAACUGUUAUCAUUUUCAAGAAAGUAGAUUCUCGUAUACAAUCUACUUGGACAGCCAUUAUAACUCUUCAUGCUUAUAUACUUUGAUAAGCUGUUGUUUGAGACAUUGGUAGUAAUUAAUUACAGUCAAGGCUUUAUGCUUCAUAAGCUUGUUUGAGCUGCUACUUCAAGUAAUGAUUUCCUUUCUGCUCUAGGUUAAGUAACUAAUAUGAUUUCGUUAUUUCAAAUUUCAUAUUUUAAAAUAUAUAUAUAUAUAUUAUCAAGUUAUAUUAUGUUUUUAAAAUAAAAAGUAAAAACUAAAAAAAAAUAGUAGUUAAAAAAAUUAUUUAAAAAUAAUAAUUUUUUUUUAACAUUGUCUGCAAAACACUAAACCCUAAACCAUAAAUCCUAGAUCUUAAACCCUUGGAUAAACCUUAAACCCUUGAAUAAAUCCUAAACUCUAAAUUAAAAACACUAAAAUACUAAACCCUAAAUCCUAAAUCAUAAACCCUAAACCCUAAACCCUAAACUCAUGAGAGUUUUAGUAUUUAGUGUUUAUGAUUUAAAGUUUAGGGUUUAUCCAAAGAUUUAGGGUUUAUCCAAAGAUUUAGGUUUUAGGGUUUAAUGUUUUGUUGAAAAUGUUAAAAAUAAAUAUUUUUUACAUUCUUUUUUUUUGUAAUUACUAAUAUUUUUUAUUUAUUUUUUACUUUUUUUUAUUUUAAAAACAUAAUAUAUCUUGAUAAUAUUUUUUUUUAAGAUAUUAUAUUUAAAAUAACGAAAUUCUAUUGGUUGGUGAAUUUACUCGUUAUUUCACUAAAAAUGUUUGUUACUUUUUGUCAUUAUCUAUGAUUUAUUUAAGCUACAUAGUUUUCUUAUUUUCAUUAAGUAAAUAUUUUGUGUUAAAUAACCACACGUCUUAAAAUUAGAUAGUGGGUUUCUAAAUUUUUUAAUCAAGCCGCCUUAAAUUUUGUUAGUGGAGGCAUAAAAUUUUCAUUAUACCGCUUAGUGUUGCCAAAAAAUUCACGAUCCAUUAAAACCCCCAAAAGAUUAUCUCUCUAGAUAUCUCUUUUAUUUGUUUCUCUCUCGGUCUCUUUGUCGUCUUUCUUACGUUUGGUUUGUUUCCAGUUAAAAAGGUAAUUUAUACUUGAUUCUGGAUUUGGAUUUGGAGUUGAAUUGCUAAAACUGUAUCAAAGUUUUGUAUCAUGAUUUUGCUAACCUUAACGUAAUUGUUCGCAUCCAUCACCAUGCUUUUGUAAUGAAAACUCAGAUAUUAUGGUCUUAGCUUUAUUUUAACGCUGAGUAACUGAUUUUAUGUUUCUUAUCUAAUUCUGUAAUGGUUUUAUAAUUCAUUCAUCAUCUUUGCUAUACUCUUUCUCAGAAAAAGUUUAAUUGGGAUGCUUCGAUCAACUAUUCAGUUGAAAAGGAGUUUAAGAAAUUUGUUGCAUAUCGCCUCAUUAGAAAGAAAGGAGGAGUAAAACCUAACUGGAUUUUGUCUGACUAUUGGACCACUAUGCAAGCUUAUUGGGCAACACCGAAAGCAAAAAAAAACGAGUGCUAGUGCAUGUGCUUUUCGAUUGUCUGAUCGCAAUGGUUUAGGUUCGCAUCGACAUAGAGCGGGUUUAUGUUCCUAUGCCAAAGUUCAAGAUGUGAUGGCUGUUGGAAUGUCUAAACAGGGACGUGUCUUUGGACUUGGAGCAUUACACAAUAAAGUUUUACCAGCUUGUGAUGUUUCGUGGAAUGCACGCGAAGCUUCUGAAGAAGUUGAAAUUUUAACACAAAGAUUGCAAGAGGUGGAAUCAGAACUAAAACAGAGCUGUGAAGAGAAUCUGCAGUUUCAGAAGAGACUUGAGAAUAUGGAGACUCUUGUUCAGUCUAUCACAAAUCUAAGUGCGUAGACUUGGAUCCACCACCAGAGAUUUCCACUUUCCAUGAAGCUUACGUUCACUCCAUGUUUUUAAUAUCUUUUAUUAUGUAUUUUGUUAAGACUAUUUCAUGUGAUUAUCUUUGUGAACCUAUCAUUGUUAUUUGAUUUUGAUGUUAAGUUUUUUUGGUAUAUUAAUGGUAAUGUUUUUAGUGUUUCAUCGUAUAUUAUAUAUAAUAUUUAUAUAAUUAAAACUGAUGUUGUAACUACAAUAUGUGACUAAUUUGCCACUGUUUUUUUCACUCUGUUAGUCAUAAUAUGUUACAAGAUUAGUAACAAUAAAACGUCACAAAUUAAAGGAUUUUUUGACAAUUUCAUUACCAUCUUUCGGUAGCUAACUGUGACGAAUAUGCGACAUAAUUUUGGUCAGAAUAUGUUACUAAUGGGUAACACAUAUUUGGUAACAACUUGUGACAAAUCUGUGGCUUAACUUUGGUCACAAUUUGUAACGUAUUUAUGACAAUUUAAUUAGUAACAAAUUGUGUCGUUUUUGUGACUUUGACAUUUUGUUACAAUUGGUGACAAAUUUGUUACUGUGGUUAACGGUCACUAAAAUCGUGACGAUUUUGACACGUAAACUGAAUUGUGACCAUUUUAUUGUGACUUUUUAUAAUUUGUCACAAAUCGGUCACAAUAGAAAAUUUGUGACGAAAAAAAAAAUAUAUUGUGACAAAUAUUGUGGUAGCAAUAUUCAUAUUUUCUUGUAGUGUUUUCUUUAUCUCUCCGUCUAUGGCGAUUCUCUGACGAUCUCUGGAAGGAUGAAACUCCGAUGAAUGAUCGGUCAUCUUCUUCUUCUCAUUUUGCAAGGAAGAAAGCUCUCUUCGUCCUCUCGUUGCCUGUCUCGACAGAUCUUCACCGAACAGUCUUCUUCUUCUUCUCACCGUUGAAAACGAAACCGUUGGAUUCGAUCAUGGAUUUGGAUAGAUCGAAAACCAAAUCUCCAAAGGAACUCACAGCGAUCUGUAUCACUUGAGACGAGGGCAUAUUGGGAUCACUAUGAAAGCUUCUCACUUCAUCGCUUGGUCGAGCGUGCUUUUGGGGUCCUGCAAGCUCGAUUUGCUAUUGUCAAAAAUCCUGCUCUUUUGUGGGACAAAGUAAAAAUUGGAAAAAUAAUGCGAGCAUGUAUCAUUUUACAUAAUAUGAUCGUGGAAGAUGAACGAGAUGGACACACUCUGUAUGAUCUAUCAGUUUUCGAACAGCCGGAAUCAAGCCGAAGUUCACAAGUCGAUCUCAACUUUACAUCAGGGAUGCCUUCAAAUGUCGAGAAUAUUAUGAGCAUGCUGACCAUUCGGAAUGAAGUCCGAGAUAACAAAAUACAUCAACGAUUGAAAGCUGAUUUGGUUGAGAAUAUAUGGCAAAAAUUUGGAACACAUCAACAUUUCAACUAAUCGGUUUUUUCUCGUUCACGAUUUGUAUUUGUAUUUUUAAUAUGUUUUCAUGUCAUUUUUAUUAAAACUUUUAUGUAUGCUUUUA
Molecule: messenger RNA, 10038 nt
Organism: Brassica rapa (field mustard)
Lineage: Eukaryota; Viridiplantae; Streptophyta; Magnoliopsida; Brassicales; Brassicaceae
Product: DNA replication complex GINS protein PSF2
Biological process (GO): DNA replication; double-strand break repair via break-induced replication
Cellular component (GO): nucleus; GINS complex
Source: RefSeq, a predicted model, not a curated record